GGCGUGGCGGCGGAGGACGAGGCGGAUCGCGAGCGGGAGCAGGUCGCGCUCGCGCAGCGGCGGGAGGAGGCCGAGGAGUCCAGACCCAAGCCCGGCGACAUGACCGUGGAGGAGCUCAUGGACAAUGGGCCCGAGGAGCGCAGGCGCACGGCCUCGGCGCUCAGCGCCCUGAGCAGUUCCGGCUCCAUGGGGCGGCCCAAGGCGAACAGCAACGUCUCGGAUGUCAUGGAUCUGGUUCCUGAGGCGUUCGUCCGCCAGCGCUCCGAGGCGAGGGGCUCGUCCAUGCUCGACCUGUCGCAGUUCCGGUUCGACAUGGGAGCAGAGGAG
Molecule: messenger RNA, 327 nt
Organism: Prorocentrum cordatum
Lineage: Eukaryota; Dinophyceae; Prorocentrales; Prorocentraceae
Source: the annotation of a GenBank genome assembly